Messenger RNA from Anthostomella pinea, 1089 nucleotides. NCBI's taxonomy places the organism in Eukaryota, Fungi, Ascomycota, Sordariomycetes, Xylariales, Xylariaceae. The record is from the annotation of a GenBank genome assembly.
AUGGCGCAUCGUGCAUAUGUUGAGGACGUGACGGAGGAGUAUGAGGCGUAUCGGGAGUACGAGAUUCGCGAGUCGGACGAUGGCAGGUCAGAUGCGGAUCUGCCGCCAGAGGCGCCCACACCUCCGCCCGCCCACGGCAUAAACCUCAACGUCUUCGACUUCAUGGUUGACGCUACACCAAAUGCUUCCAACAUCAACUUGCAGGUUCACGACAACGCUAUCGAUGUCGUUGGGACCCGCCAGCUUGUGCGAUUCGAUGAUGACGCGAACGACUACGUGGACCCAACCGGGUACAUGGUUGACGAUGAGGAAAUGGUCCAGUACGGCACUGAUGCCAUCCCUUACAUGGAAUAUGCGACGCCGGCGCCCAAAGCCCACAGAAAGAAGUCGAAGGAGGGAGAUCGUGAGAUGAAAAAGGACAAGAAGCGCAAGCGACUGCACAUUGAGACUAGCCCCUCUGCGCUCGAAGCGCAGCCUGGUGAUGAAGUCAUGACGGAUGCACCUCCAGUCCUGCACUCUGGCCUGACUGGUGGCUUGAAGGGUAUGAUGCGCCAGUCUCAGUUCCCACCCUCGCCGGAUUACUCCGGAGGGGACGCAGGCGAGAUUUCCCCUGCAAGCCCCCUCAAGAAGACCAAGCACACGAAACCUGCCAAACCUAGCCGGUCCGAUAGUCUUGGGAGCAAUCUGAAGGCUCUGAUGUCCGGCUCGUCUAAGACCAAGGUGUCGAAGAAGAGGAAGCAUUCAUCUGAGCGGAAAGAGAAGCAGCGGCGACACCAUAGCUCGAGCUCCGAGAAGAAACCGAAACUGAUCGAGUACAAGACGAAGUCAGGCGACGAGAAGGAUGAUGAGAGCGGUGUCAUGAUUGUUUACAAGCCGAGAUCCGACCUUUUCCUGGGCUUCUGUAACAAAGGACCCGAGAGCGAAAGGGGAUGCAGCAUGAACAAGGCGCUCAAGAGGUUCCACCGGGAGCGAACGUCGUCUGGCACCAGCCUAGGCAAAGUGACGGAGGAGAAGGAGCUAUGGCGAUCACUACGUAUGCGUCGCAACGAGCGUGGCGAGAUCGUCCUAUUCUCGAUUGACGACGAGUGA